Messenger RNA from Cryptococcus amylolentus CBS 6039, 279 nucleotides. RefSeq lists its product as hypothetical. Bases 1 to 279 code for a protein of 92 amino acids. The transcript has a single exon. The record is from RefSeq and is a predicted model, not a curated record. NCBI's taxonomy places the organism in Eukaryota, Fungi, Basidiomycota, Tremellomycetes, Tremellales, Cryptococcaceae.
AUGCUUCGACUAUCCCAAGGAAGCGCCUCUCUCCUCGCACUCGUGACUGGAUCGGGCCUCGGGCUCUAUGCCUACUCACAACACCUCUUCAGGCUGUACCCCUCUCCUCCCAUCGGUCUACAUGACAGUCUCGUCGCCCGAGUGUCGCCCACAACCCUCCCCGAAUACACCUCUGCCUUUUACAAAGCAUGGACCCUCCGUCUUGAAGGCUUGGGUGCCCGGCUGGCUGGUUAUCCGGUACCACCCGACUCGUUUGCCGAUGGCAUCUUCGUGGUCUAG